This is a messenger RNA of Hemiscyllium ocellatum (epaulette shark), 1539 nucleotides long. RefSeq lists its product as uncharacterized. Bases 1 to 1539 code for a protein of 512 amino acids. The transcript has 10 exons. Gene Ontology annotation, cellular component: Golgi membrane. Lineage: Eukaryota; Metazoa; Chordata; Chondrichthyes; Orectolobiformes; Hemiscylliidae. Gene Ontology annotation, biological process: protein palmitoylation. Gene Ontology annotation, molecular function: protein binding; palmitoyltransferase activity. The record is from RefSeq and is a predicted model, not a curated record.
AUGGUGGCGGCUGCUUACACCCAGCUCAGUCCCGGCUCCAGGCACCGUGGAGCACCCGGGAGAGGCGGGAGUCUGUCCGAACUGCAGACGCUGGCAGAGAUGGGAGAGCUCGAACAUCAGUGUCAGUACGAUGAGAACGGACACACUCUGGUGCACUGGGCAGCGCUCACCGCUUCCGUCUCACUUCUCAGGUAUUUGGUAGAUUUGAGACUCCCUGUGAAUCUGCCCAGCCGCUCUGAACCGGCGCAGCGACCUAUUCACUGGGCAGCGGUCAAAGGACACAUCCCUGUUACAGAAAUCCUCCUGCAAGCUGGCGUCUCAAUUGACGAGAGGGAUCAGAGAGGAUGCACUCCUUUAAUAAUAGCUUCGCAAUAUGGACACAUUGCCCUCUGUUGCUACCUAGUGGGGAAAGGAGCCAGUCUGCAAGCAUGUGACAGCCAAGGUGACAAUGCACUGCACUGGGCUGCAUUUAAAGGACAUUGUGAGUUAACUCGCUUGCUGAUCUAUUCUGGCUUCAACCCCAGACAACUGGAUAGCUUUGGUCAGACACCGCUGCAUUUAGCUGUCCUGAGUGGAGAUCUGCCCACAGUCCAGCUGCUCUGUGAGCAGUGUGGAGUAGAAUUAGAAACUGAAGAUAAAAGUGGAAACACACCUCUAAAACUUGCUAGAGAAUGCCAGUAUAAGGAUAUCGUACUAUAUUUAGAAAAUAGUAUCUAUCAAGCAAGAAGUAUGAUUCCAAAAUUUGAUUGGAGUUCUUUGGUCUUUGGCCCCCCUGGAAAAUCUAAAGGACCGAUUCUUUUUUUUAAUGGCUGUUUGCUGUUAUGGGGUUAUCCCACUUAUUUUACACAGAUUGUCUCGAUCUCCUUCAACAGGCUAAUGACCUGCCAUAUCGCCUUCUUGGUCGGCAAUGUACUGAUGUGGUAUCUAUUUCUGAAAGCUUCUCUGAUGGAUCCUGGUUUCCUUCAAAGAGACAGUGAAGAAUACAAUCGUGCUCUUAGGCAGGCAGUUCAUUCUGAUGAAUGGAAACAGGGAAAGAAUCCUCUGAACAGGCUGUGCCAUACUUGUCACCUUGUGAAGCCACUUCGGUCUAAGCAUUGUCAUGUUACUAACCGCUGUGUGAGGUGCUUUGACCAUUACUGCCCUUACAUCUAUAAUGACGUAGGCUACAGAAACAGGGUUUACUUUUUGGGCUUCUUAGCCACAAUGUGCCUUAAUAGUGUGAUGGGAGUCUACUUUGCUUGGGACUGGUUUAAUGAGAUGGGUCGUAGCAUAUUCAUUGGAAUCGGCUUCAUUUUCCUGUCUGUUAUUGCAUUCGCUUCAGCAAUAAUGACCUGCAUAUAUUUCUACACAGCUACAGUUAACAUAACAAUAAAUGAAUACAUGAACCAGAAGAGAUACAGUCACCUUUCUGAUGAAAAAGGGCACUUCCGUAACCUCUUCAACAGGGGCAUUAAACUGAACUUGAUGGAGUUCUUUCACCUUAUUGACCCACAGAAGGAGCAUGAACUAAACACACUGAAUCAGCUGUAUAGCAUCUGA